GAACAAUUUUAAAAGAGGAUUUUAGCGAACCGUUUACGGCAGCUUAGAUUUGAAUUUUUAAAUUUCAACAGUCUCGGCAAAAUUACGACCUUGUAAUUUAGAAAGUUGCAUUUGGUAUCAAGUAUGCCGCAAUUUCAUAAACUUGAGAUAAAUAAAACAGAAUGGGAGGUGCCAGAAAGAUAUCAAAUGCUGACUCCAGUGGGUUCAGGUGCUUAUGGUCAAGUAUGUUCUGCUGUGGAUACAACAACUGGUCGCAAAGUAGCCAUAAAAAAAUUAGCAAGACCAUUUCAAUCUGCCGUCCAUGCAAAACGUACCUACAGAGAGCUUAGAAUGCUAAAACACAUGAAUCAUGAAAAUAUUAUAGGCCUGUUAGAUGUGUUUCAUCCUUGCGUAUCUUUAGAAGACUUUCAAAAUGUGUAUCUGGUGACACAUCUCAUGGGAGCAGAUCUCAAUAAUAUUAUUAGGACUCAAAAACUUUCGGAUGAUCAUGUUCAGUUUCUUGUAUACCAAAUCCUUCGAGGUUUAAAAUAUAUACAUUCAGCUGGAAUUAUUCACAGGGAUCUCAAACCAUCAAACAUAGCAGUAAAUGAAGAUUGUGAAUUAAAAAUUUUAGAUUUCGGUUUGGCUAGGCCAACCGAAAAUGAAAUGACUGGUUAUGUUGCAACAAGAUGGUACAGGGCACCGGAAAUUAUGCUUAAUUGGAUGCAUUAUAAUCAAACAGUUGAUAUAUGGUCGGUUGGAUGUAUAAUGGCUGAAUUAUUUACGGGAAGAAUAUUAUUUCCAGGCCAGGAUCACAUGGAUCAUCUAACUCGAGUUUUAGUACUCUGUGGUACACCCACGGAGGAAACUUGGGAAAAAAUUACCAGCCAAGAGGCUAGAAAUUAUAUACGAAGUCUGCCGCGGCUUAAGAAAAAAAAUUUUAAAGAAGUUUUCCGAGGAGCGAAUCCAUUAGCUAUAGAGUUAUUGGAACUGAUGUUGGAGUUGGACGCAGAGAAAAGGAUAACCGCUGAACAAGCACUGGCGCAUCCUUAUCUUGCUCAGUAUGCCGAUCCUACGGAUGAGCCUGUAUCCUCACCCUAUGAUCAAAGCUUCGAGGACAUGGAAUUGCCAGUCGAAAAAUGGAAAGAACUAGUCUACCACGAAGUAGUGAAUUUUGCACCGCAACAGCAAAUACCGUCCGCAGAAUCAUCACCAGUACAAAGUACUGAAAAGUUAUCAUGAAAAUUAACUUAUCAAAUGGCUAAUGCCAGAAUGUUAAUCUAAUGCAAUAGUAGAUUAACAAAAAAAAAAAAA
Molecule: messenger RNA, 1293 nt
Organism: Ceratosolen solmsi marchali
Lineage: Eukaryota; Metazoa; Arthropoda; Insecta; Hymenoptera; Agaonidae
Product: p38b MAP kinase
Exons: 11
Coding region: 124-1221 (365 amino acids)
Biological process (GO): protein phosphorylation
Molecular function (GO): ATP binding; MAP kinase activity
Source: RefSeq, a predicted model, not a curated record